Messenger RNA from Chinchilla lanigera (long-tailed chinchilla), 1316 nucleotides. It is a transcript of the gene Maz, whose product is annotated as MYC-associated zinc finger protein (purine-binding transcription factor). Gene Ontology annotation, molecular function: DNA-binding transcription factor activity, RNA polymerase II-specific; RNA polymerase II cis-regulatory region sequence-specific DNA binding. Gene Ontology annotation, cellular component: nucleus. The record is from RefSeq and is a predicted model, not a curated record. NCBI's taxonomy places the organism in Eukaryota, Metazoa, Chordata, Mammalia, Rodentia, Chinchillidae. Gene Ontology annotation, biological process: regulation of transcription by RNA polymerase II.
GCCGGACCACCUCAACAGUCACGUCAGACAAGUGCACUCCACAGAGCGGCCCUUCAAAUGUGAGAAAUGUGAGGCAGCUUUUGCUACGAAGGAUCGACUGCGGGCACACACAGUCCGACACGAGGAGAAGGUGCCCUGUCACGUGUGUGGCAAGAUGCUGAGCUCAGCUUAUAUUUCGGACCACAUGAAGGUGCACAGCCAGGGCCCUCAUCAUGUCUGUGAGCUCUGCAACAAAGGUACUGGUGAGGUUUGUCCAAUGGCGGCAGCGGCGGCAGCGGCAGCGGCGGCGGCAGCAGCAGCGGCGGCAGCAGUGGCAGCCCCUCCCACAGCUGUGGGCUCCCUCUCUGGGGCGGAGGGGGUGCCAGUGAGCUCUCAGCCACUUCCCUCCCAGCCCUGGUGAGCUCCACGUUGGUGGGGGAAGAGCAGAGAGUGGAGCAAGCCCUUCGGUAGUCUUCUCUUCCCCUCUCUCUUCCUACCAACUCCUCACUAGUUCCCUCCAACCAAGGAGCCUCCAGAAAGAAAGGAGGAAGAAAUGCAUUCUUAGGGGAAUUCGCUAGGUUUUAACGAUUUGUUCCUCCUCUCCUCUCCUUAUCAGAGCUGACCCUACACACACCUGUCCCCUCAGUUGUGUUGAAGUCCCAUGGACAGUGGGCAGGGGUGUCAAGAGGACAGGAGCAAGCACUGCCCCUAUCCCCUCUUCUCCCUGUAAGGCCCUGCCCUCCCGGGGAUUUGUGAGCCUUCUCCAGUGGUCCUUGCUCCCCUCCUUCCGGUCUUCUCCCCCUGCUGUCUGCUGCCCCUGCCUGGGGAGUUGGUGCUUUUUUUUCCCAGGGGGAGGGAGGAGAGGAAGGAGAGGAAUCAAAGAUUCUGUCCUAAAGAGGGAGGAUGGUGAGAUUGAGAAAGGACAGAAGCAGGGAAGGCAGAGGUUAUAUCUUCAUAAGAUAGGCUUGUUGGGGUUAGGCCCUAAACAUCGUCCUACUUGAGAAUCUGUCGGGGGGGAAAAAAGUCAAGGGGAUCAAAAGGAGGAGCCACUAGGGCCAGAGGCAGAAUCCGAGGUGGAACUUUAGGGGGCCAGGGUGAAGGAGUGGAACCAGGGACUAGAGGUGCUUCCUGGGGCGGGGGAAAUGCAGCCACAGUGUCUUGCCCUUCCCUCUUCCACCCCCGCUCCAGCCCUGGUCUUUUCUUUUCAUCCUUUUCCCCCAUGACAGAAGCUGUGGCCCUGGCCAUGUCAUCGUGUUCCUGUUGUCCCCUGCAUGUUCCCCCACCCUCCAACCCCUUUUGCGCGGACCCCAUUACAAUAAAUUUUAAAUAAAAACUUG